CAGCAGUAAAAACAUGGCUUAAUUAUUAACUCAUCAACAUCGCAUGUUUUACGGCUGGUCUCUUUAUCGUAUCAAAAUGAUUGUAUCGACACAUAUUAUAUCUUUGCAUUAUUUAAACAUUUUUAUACACAGCCUUGGUGUUAAACUGGACACAUGACUUUAUGGGAAAAACUUUGGUAUUCCAAAUCCAAGUGCUAUGUGGGUACAGAAUAGAGGAACCAGUUGCUCUUGUUUGUGUUUCUAUAUAGAGGUAGCUAGUAUAUGGUUUCCUGGCUUAAUCUCAUGAUUUAAUUGGACUUUGCAUUGCUUGCAUGGUUUUAACGUGACAUCAGAAGCAACCGGUGUCUGAACUACUACUAUGACUGUACAGGCCGGUGUCUGAACCACUACUAUGACUUUACAGGCCGGUCUAUUGGUGAAGAGAAUACGAAGUCAGCCACAGCUUUCAUUCUGAACAUUUUCGGUCGCAACCCAAUUUGGCCUUCACUCCUGGGCCUUCAGUGCUACUAUAUGGUCACAGGAACCUAAGCAAAAGUUGAUUGAAGCGCUCAGAACCGAGCUGCCAAAGCCCCAGCUUGGUGAGCCCAAGGACCUAGGGACAUUGAGGAUGCAGGCGACCCCAGACGACCCGCUCACGGUGGCUCACAGCCUGGAUAAGCUGCUGGUCAGGGACUGCGUUCAGGUGGAGCUCAUCCCCGAGAAGAAGGGCCUGUUCCUCAAACACGUGGAGUACCAGGUCACCAGCCAGCAUCACAAGAUAUCAGUUUACAGGCGCUACAGUGAUUUUGACGUCUUUCAUGAGUUGCUGGUGCAAAGAUUUGCCUACCGAAUGGUGCCAGCCCUUCCACCGAAGAGGAUGUUAAAAGGAGUCCUGACUUCUAUCUCGGAGCGAGAGUUCAUCGAGGGGCGGCGGCGGGCCCUGGGCCGUUUCCUCAACCUGGUGGCGCGCCACCCGUUCUCCUCAGACGACGACCUGGUGAAGAUCUUCCUCGCGUUCAACGGAUCGGACGUUCAAAUCAAACUACGUGACGCCUACAAGAGAAUGGGCGACGAGUUCAUCACAAACCGGAUUGCAACCCAAGCAAAGGAAUAUCUUCCCACUGACAUCCAGAACCAAUUCUCAGCCAGCAGAGAGUUGAUAAGAAACAUCCACAACAGCUUCCAAAAGCUGCGAGACAGAGCUGAAAAAAUGGCUGAGCGCUCUAAAGAGAACGCAACCGAUUUGCUCAUGUUUGGCAGAGAACUCAGUACGCUGGGCUCAGAUGCCUCAUCGAUUCCCCCUCUGGCAUCCUCUCAGAGCACCUGGGCGACCUUGAGGAAAUCUCUCAAAGGCCUCUCUGUAGAAUUUGCAUUGCUGUCGGACAAAGCCGCUCAACAGGGUCGGAGGGAGGAAGACGACGUGGUGGAAAAGCUGAAUUUCUUUCUGGAUCUGCUGCAAUCAUACAGAGACCUGUGUGAGAGGCACGAGAAAGGCGUGCUCCACGAGCACCAGAGAGCCCUGCAGAAGUACAGCGUGAUGAAGAGGCAGAUGAUGAGCGCCACCGCGCAGUCCAAGGAGCAGGUGUCCGUGGAACAGCUUGAGUCCCGCAUCGUUCAGCAAGAAAACGCUAUCCAGACCAUGGAACUGCGAAACUACUUCUCCCUGUUCUGCCUCCACCAAGAGACUCAGCUCAUCUUCACCUACCUGCCUAUGACCUACCACAUCCUGGGGGCCUUUGUCAAGUCCCAGGUCCAAGGACACACAGAGAUGGGUGAAGUGUGGAAUGAUCUUCAGCCUAAACUUGGAUUUCUCUUCAGUAAUAAUGGGAUUCAGCCACCGUAUUAAACUCCCAAUCUACCACAGGCUGCUAAUGCAAAUCAUAAACUGAAAAGUCCUUAUCUGCAAGCUAAAAGAAGACGUAACCCAGCAUUAAACUUUUGCUAUAAAGAAAAAGUAUCCAGUGUUCUACAUUGCAAAUUAUUUUUGCAACGUAAUCAUAUGCAAGGUUUUUGUUGUUGCUGUAUUGCCUUGAAACUGAAAACUGACAAAAGUAAUAUACGAUUUUUUUUUUUUUUCUUUGACAUAUCACUGUAAAACAAGGAAAAGCUGAUGACAAGAAAAACCCUGUACAUUUUAAUUAAGGAGCUGUAGAAGUCAGAUAUAUUUUUGUUCAUUCCAUUCUCUUAUGAGCCAAAUGUGUAAAUACUUUACAAAGUACACCCAAGAUAAGUGGUAAAAAAAGUGGAACAGGUGCCCUUUACCUGGAGCUGGCCAAGUAUGUUAUCAUAUUUGCCAAUGGGCUUUUGCAUCAGACUAACUGGGAAACGCAUGGUUAUAUUCAAAAUAUGACUGUAACUGAAAUAUAUUUUUCAUAA
Messenger RNA from Gadus chalcogrammus (walleye pollock), 2355 nucleotides. Its product is annotated as sorting nexin-8-like. NCBI's taxonomy places the organism in Eukaryota, Metazoa, Chordata, Actinopteri, Gadiformes, Gadidae. The record is from RefSeq and is a predicted model, not a curated record. Gene Ontology annotation, biological process: retrograde transport, endosome to Golgi. The transcript is spliced from 11 exons. Gene Ontology annotation, molecular function: phosphatidylinositol binding. Bases 608 to 1825 code for a protein of 405 amino acids.